AUGAAUUUUAUUGAAAAUCUUCUUAAAACUAAUUCACAUGUACAUAUACAUAAUGAUAAACGAGUUUAUGUUGAACAAACUAUUCAUUCAUUAAUAAAUGAUGGACGAAAAAUGUUACAUGUUGUAGCUGAUUUUGAUUUUACAUUAACUAUGUAUGAAAAAAAUGGAGUUGUUUUACCAUCAACAUAUGCUGUUAUUGAAAAUGACGAUCGAGUUACAUUACCCGAUGGUUCAUUAAUUCGUAUUCAAGCUGAUCAAUUACGUUCAAAAUAUCACCCAAUUGAACUUGAUGUUUCUAUGAGUGUAGAAGAAAAAAUUCCUUAUAUGAUUGAAUGGUGGCAUAAAGCUCAAUCACUUAUUAUUUCAUCAACUCUUGAUAAAUCAAUGUUACGUAAUCUAGUUUAUCAAUCAAAACUAGAAUUAAAAAAAGGUGUAAAUAAAUUCAUUACGGAUUUAUUAUGUAGUGAUACUCCUAUUCUCAUUUUUUCAGCUGGGUUAGGUGAUGUUAUUGAAAUUUUUCUUGAAAAAGAAAUUCCUGAAUUUAAACAUAAUCAUGAAUUAUCACACAUUAUUUCAAAUUUUAUUCAAUUUGAUACAAAUGGAAAUACAAACUCAUUUAAUAAAAAACUUAUUCAUACAUUUAAUAAAAAUGAACAAGAAAUUCAUCAUACACCUUAUUAUCAUUCAAUUCUUAAUCGUCCAAAUGUUAUUCUUUUGGGUGAUACUCUUGGUGAUGUUGGAAUGAUUGGUGGAAUGAAAAAUCUAAAACAUAUACUCAAAAUAGGAUAUUUAAAUUAUAGUACGUCAACAAAAUUAGAAGUUUAUAAAAAUAUUUAUGAUAUUGUUCUCUGUGAUGAUCAAACUUUCGAUGUACCAAAUCUCAUAUUAAAAGCAAUUUAA
This is a messenger RNA of Rotaria sordida, 900 nucleotides long. The record is from the annotation of a GenBank genome assembly. NCBI's taxonomy places the organism in Eukaryota, Metazoa, Rotifera, Eurotatoria, Philodinida, Philodinidae.